AUGGACGGAGGUAAGGCACAGAAAAAACCAAUAAAUCAUCGGAACGAUUCCGACAUAACAAGCUAUUUCAUCUCGAACAUCCCCACUGUUAUAACGAAAGAAGAGUUUAGGAGAAUAUUCAAGUCAUUUGGGACGCUGUCGGAUAUCUACUUUGGAGGGAGAAAAAGAAAACAUGGGAAGAACUGUGGCUUCGUUCGCUUUGAGGGAGUCACUGAUAAGAUGACACUGGAAUCAAAACUGAACGAGAUUGAUUACAAAUUUGAAUGUGUUGUAAGUGCAAGAAUUGUUGGAUUGCCUAUUAAAUUAUGGAGUGAAUCAAAUUUCUCUGCCAUUGUUGAGAAGUUUGGGAAGAUAAUUAUACUGUUUGAUCACAUCGCGGAAAGAUUGGAUCUCUCAGUCGUAAAAAUUGGCAUCCUUAUAGAAGAAAAGAAAAAGAUCAACGAAGUCAUUAGGGUUGAAGUUGGGGCGGAAAUCUUUGAUGUUGGGGUGGUUGGGUACGAAGAUGAACUGUGGUUUCCCUUCAAGUUCGAAGAUGGCGAUCAACCGUACCAAUCUGAACCUGAUGAUAAUUCUGAUGGGGGAAACGGAAGUAGCGGAAUCUAA
Molecule: messenger RNA, 603 nt
Organism: Lactuca saligna
Lineage: Eukaryota; Viridiplantae; Streptophyta; Magnoliopsida; Asterales; Asteraceae
Source: the annotation of a GenBank genome assembly